AAUAUUUGCAAAUCUUUGUUUAUAAUAGCUGACGUUUAUGGAGUUUAUGGUGCUCAAAAACGAAGAAAAGAACAAAACGCGUUUUUCUAUUUCGUUGCAAAUCGCAGUAAUCUAGCUGCACUUGUUAUUUUGAGGUUUUCUAGCUUAGUAAUCCGCCGCAACACAUGAUGUCAGAUGGAUCACCGCCCCCUUCGAUUUGUUUCAUUCGAGCCGCGGAAUCGUAUCCAAAAUCGCAAAUGGAGAAGGAAGACUCGCAGUUGAUUGUCCCCUUUAAAGAGCUUGCCGGCGAAUCAAUCAAAUACUUGGGACGCACUGAUGACGGCGUUCUGGCUCUGUCCAAUUAUCGCAUAUUUCUAUCAAAGAAAUCGACUGCAUUUGAGACAUAUGUGCCGCUCGGCCUGAUUGAAACCGUGCAGGUACGGGAUCUAUUCCAGCUGGUCGUGAACUGUAAGGAUGCCAGCACUGUGAGGUGUUCGUUCCCAUCGGCGGAGCAAUGCUUGGAAUGGCAGCGACGCGUUCAGCUGCUAAUUGGGGUACCUGAAACGCUGGAAACAUUAUUUGCCUUUCCAUUUUACUCGUGGACAUGCGACAUAAUCGGCAAUAAGGAGCUCGCCCAGCUCACCAAUGGAACUGGCUCCAAGCCUGCGCCAGCGGCGGAGAAUCCGAUAUCAACACAAGUUCAGGCUGCCAACGAGAAUUUGAAUCGCUUGCAGCGGGCGAUUAGGUACGAGACGGACUUUAGAAAUGAGGUAACCCGUCUGGGCUUUGACCUAAAGGGAUCUUGGCGCAUCUCAACGGCGAACACAGACUUUAAGCUGUGCCCCUCGUAUCCACAGAAACUACUUGUUCCGUGUUGCAUCACUGACGAAAUGCUACACAAUAUUGCAAAUUUUCGGGGUUCGCGUCGAUUACCGGCUGUUGUUUGGCGUCAUCAAAAGUCUGGGGCCAUUUUGGCCCGCUGCAGUCAACCCGAAGUUGGCUGGCUGGGUUGGAGAAAUUACAAGGAUGAGCAGCUGCUGAAAGCAUUGGCAGAUGCUUGUGCCUUCGACAGAGGGGAGCAUGCGAGGCGGCAGGCCAAAGAUACCAACGGAGAGACUAGCUCAUCUGGCAAAAGCUCUCCAUCACUGGAGGAUUCUUCACACGAGGAACUAGCACUAGACGAAAUCAGGAAAAUCCUUAUUGUGGAUGCACGCAGCUAUACGUCAGCGGUCACGAAUCGAGCUCGUGGCGGCGGCUGUGAAUGUAUCGAAUAUUAUCCAUGCGCCGAAAUCGAAUUCAUGAAUUUGGGAAAUAUACAUGCUAUACGCAAAAGCUUUCAUGCUGUUCGACAGUUGUGUGCCUCAUCACCAGAUGAUCCAAAUUGGUUUGGACAAUUGGAGAAAACGAUGUGGAUGCAACAUCUGUCGGGUCUAUUGGGAGCUACAAUGACUGUCGUCCAUACGAUCGAAAAGAAUGGUCGUCCAGUGUUAGUGCAUUGCUCUGAUGGUUGGGAUCGCACACCACAGAUCGUGGCAACAGCUCAAAUUUGUUUGGAUCCAUUUUACAGAACGGUCGAGGGCUUUCGAGUAUUAGUUGAACGCGAAUGGUUGAAUUUUGGGCACAAAUUUGCUGAUCGCUCAGGAAACGGACCAAAUUCGGACGAGGUGAACGAACGUUGCCCAGUUUUCCUGCAGUGGCUCGAUCUGGUGCACCAAAUACACAAACAGUACCCUUGCAGCUUUGAGUUUAGCAUAGGUUAUCUGAUUAAACUCGCCCAGCACUCACUGUCAUGUCUCUUCGGCACAUUUCUGUGCAAUUCGCUAAAGGAACGCAUUGAAAAUGCAGUCUGCGAUCGAACGUUUUCAGUAUGGCCAUUUUUAGCUGAAUCAAUGUAUAGGAAUCCACUGUAUAAGCAUGAUAUUGACAAGGUGCUUUGGCCAGCGCACAGUGUGCGAUUUUUACAUUUUUGGUCUGAUGUAUACCUCGGUAGUUUGGGAAAUCAAAAUGGUACCGAUCUCCCUUUGCAAAGCAAUGAACGACAAAAUGUUCACAAUGUGAAUGGCACGACUGCGAAAACUCGUUCAACUGAGAACAUAACAACAAAUGAGCUGUCUCAGAGCACAAUAUCGAGAAGAUCGAGUGAUCCCAAUCUGACUGUUGAUUCAAUUGUGACUGAUGGCUUAAAUGUAAAUGUGAGCAGCAAUUCCAUGUUUGACAUUCGGUCGGAGGCAAAGGAGUGCAUAAUUGAUGCAACAAGGCAUGUCAUCAAACAAGACUCUGACUCCGAGGAUAUGUGCGACAGUGCCAAACUGGAGGAUGACGCAAAAAACGAUUCCACAAGUUUGUUAUCUGAGCAAAAGAUUGAACAGACUCCUUCUUUAGUUCAAUGUGAUAUAUUAAAUGACGGGUCCUUAUCCCAUAAUGGCAAAAUCACUAUAAUGCGCAUGGAUGCCAAGCUCAAUGAGCUCGUAGAACUUACGCAUUGUGAUUCCCCAAACGAUCAGGCUCCCUCCAAUUUUGAAAGCAUUAGUGAUAAUAGCCGGACGGUUCGUCAGGGCCAAGACCAAAUGGAUACUAGUACGGAUACAUUAAUUCCUAUUGAAUCAACACGAUCUGCACAAGAAGAGACAGCAGAGACAGCAGAGAUAGCAGAGACAGAGAAAGCAAACGGAGCAUCUAAAGACAAAGACAAAGACAGAGAUGUGCCUUCAAAGCCAGAUGCUGGCGUCAUACCUCAAGAAAAAAAGACCGAAGGAACCUGCGUUGCGCAUACCAAUAAAAUUAGUCAAAGUUACAGCAACUUACCCCGAGUCCACAUAAAGCCCAACAAUCUGCGAUAUUUUCAACUCAACGCCAACACCAACGCAAAUAUGGAGAAAUGCGAUACAUUUCAUCAGCAUCUGGAUCCGCAUAUUCAGACAGAGAGUACAACUAAUGAUGAUAGCAGCAAGGAAACAAAUGCAAAUGUAAAUGUAAUUAAAAAUCCUUAUGCAACUAUGCCUUCAGUCGAUGGCAGCAACAAUGGCGAUUCUCUACUUCCAUCACCUGAACAUCAAAGAUUUAACUGUCUAUCGCAUAAUACGUAUGCAAACGGUGAUGAGUCCACGUCAUGUAAACCAACGCGAAGGAACAUGCUCUGGUCGAGCCUGAAUCGCGAGCAAUCGCAUUCAAAAUACACAGAUAAUACCAGUGCACUCCAUUUACCGGCAGCUGGACUUAUUUUAUUGCCUCCGACGCCACAGGGAUCACAAGAGCGACCACAGUUUAAUAUUUCGUGUCCCGAUGGCUUGGCACAUGGCUUAAGUGAGAAAAACAUUCGACUACAUCAAAUCGUUCAGGAACAUAAGGUACGCGAGGAAGCUCUUUUGAGGGAAAUUCAUGGCAUGCGUUUGGCGUUGUUACAAAAGGGAUGUCCAAGCUGCAACAGCGUCGUAUCAACUAAUGUGGAGCAUGAAAACGGAUCGGAUAUUGUUGAAAAUGCUUCGACGUGUUCUUGGGAAGCCGUAGAAGAACGUAGUGGUCCAUCGUCAUAUGCCACUUCCUCAAUACAAGAGAAAAAAGCUUCAAGUGUUCUUUGGGUACCAGAUUACGCCGUUUCACGUUGCUCUAAUUGUCAAAUUGAAUUCUGGCUUGGACGAAGAAAACAUCAUUGUCGAUCAUGUGGCGAAAUUUUUUGUGCUGACUGCUCGGAAUUUUGGGCGCCGUUACCAUUUGAAAAGCUCUUCAAUCCAGUGAGACUAUGUGGUUCUUGUUAUACAACUGUUACAACGCAAGUGAACGAAUGCCGUGCUUCUGCUGACCCUAUCUCAAAUGUAGUGGAACAGCCUUCUGCAAGCUCUCACGAGUAGUUUUUGAAUUGUUUCCUUUUUUUUUUAUUUUUGUUUUAUAAGCUUUAGGGUUCUAACGUUAAAAACAAUAUGUAAAUAUAAUAUACUCAAAUAUUUAUUGCAUAUAUGUAUGUUAACACUAUUAUAGCAAAAAAAAAUAUUUGUGCAAAGUUGUAGAAACACGAAAUUAUACAAAUUUUGUUAGAUGUAUCAAUGGAUAUAUACAAUAUGAACACAAUUGUACAUUCAAAUACUAAAAUAAACGAAUUACAAAAAAAAAAAAGAAAA
Molecule: messenger RNA, 4094 nt
Organism: Drosophila grimshawi
Lineage: Eukaryota; Metazoa; Arthropoda; Insecta; Diptera; Drosophilidae
Product: myotubularin-related protein 4
Exons: 15
Coding region: 165-3827 (1220 amino acids)
Biological process (GO): regulation of autophagy; dephosphorylation
Molecular function (GO): metal ion binding; phosphatidylinositol-3,5-bisphosphate 3-phosphatase activity; protein phosphatase binding
Source: RefSeq, a predicted model, not a curated record